Messenger RNA from Penicillium waksmanii, 834 nucleotides. Its product is annotated as alternative oxidase. Gene Ontology annotation, molecular function: alternative oxidase activity. Gene Ontology annotation, biological process: alternative respiration. The coding region runs from base 1 to 834 and encodes 277 amino acids. Lineage: Eukaryota; Fungi; Ascomycota; Eurotiomycetes; Eurotiales; Aspergillaceae. The record is from RefSeq and is a predicted model, not a curated record. The transcript has 3 exons. Gene Ontology annotation, cellular component: mitochondrion.
AUGCGGCAACACUCUACUUCGACACAUCUCGCUCAGAAGUCCUCAUGGACGCAUCCAAUAUACACAAAGAAACAAAUCCUCGAUGUUCAAACCGCCCAUCGCAAGGCCUCUAUCUGGCAAGAUAGGGUUGCCCUGAGUACUGUCAAGGUCCUUCGCUGGGGCAUGGACUUUGUCACUGGCUAUGGAACAUAUUCGCCAAUCAGCAUGUCCGUCCCGAAGUCUCGUACGAUGACAGAACAAAAGUGGCUCACAAGAUUCAUUUUCCUGGAGAGCGUGGCGGGUGUUCCGGGGAUGGUAGCAGGCAUGCUCCGCCAUCUCAAGUCGAUCCGGAUGAUGAGGCGGGACCAUGGCUGGAUCGAAACACUCCUCGAGGAAGCCUACAAUGAGCGAAUGCAUCUUCUCACGUUCCUCAAAUUAGCCGAGCCUACGUGGACGAUGCGUUGUAUGGUCCUCGGUGCCCAAUGGGUAUUCUUCAGUGGUUUCUCCCUCGCCUACCUGAUUUCACCACAGAUCUGUCACCGAUUUGUGGGAUAUCUCGAGGAAGAGGCCGUCAUAACUUACUCGAAGGCCAUCAAAGAUUUCGACGACGGACAUCUUCCUCUGUGGGAGAAACUCGAGGCUCCAGAGAUGGCAAUCAAGUAUUGGCAAAUGCCGGAGAAUGAUCGUUGCAUGCGGUCGCUGCUGCUUUAUGUUCGAGCCGAUGAGGCAAACCAUCGUGAUGUCAACCAUGCACUUGGUAACUUGAACCAAACCGAUCCAAAUCCCUUCGCGGCCAAACCCAAGAUUGAGAUCGGUUUGCCGCGGCUCCAGCAAAAUGGUCGAGUGAAGGAUUGA